Messenger RNA from Lagenorhynchus albirostris (white-beaked dolphin), 4865 nucleotides. It is a transcript of the gene GLS, whose product is annotated as glutaminase. The transcript has 18 exons. Gene Ontology annotation, molecular function: protein binding; glutaminase activity. The record is from RefSeq and is a predicted model, not a curated record. Gene Ontology annotation, biological process: L-glutamine catabolic process. NCBI's taxonomy places the organism in Eukaryota, Metazoa, Chordata, Mammalia, Artiodactyla, Delphinidae. Bases 223 to 2274 code for a protein of 683 amino acids.
UGUGAGAAGUAGUUGCGGGCAGCCUCAGAAGCAGCAGCAGCGGCAGUAGCGGCGGCGGCGGCGGCCCCUGUGAGAGCCGCAGCAGGGACCACACCCACCUCACUGUCCCUGCCCUCUUUUGCCCUCUGGCCGUCCCGCCGGAGACCAAGUUCCCGGAGGAGAGCGGCCGCCCACGUCCGGAGCAUCCUCCCCUGUUGAGCGGGCACUGACGGACCCGGCGGCAUGAUGCGGCUGCGAGGCUCGGCGAUGCUGCGGGACCUGCUCCUUCGCCCGCCCGCCGACGCCUGCGCGGUUCUGAGGCGGGCGCAGCCCCUCGCCACCCUGUGCCGGCGCCCCCGGGGCGGGGGACGAGCUGGCCAGGCGGCCGCCGCGCGGCUCUACCCGUGGUGGGGCGGGGGCGGCCGGCCGGCGGGACCCCUCGUGAGGGGCCUGUCCAGCUCCCCCUCAGAGAUCCUGCAGGAGCUGGGCAAGGGGGGCACGCCGCCGCCUCCGCAGCAGCCGCAGCAGCAGCCGCCGCCGCCUCCGCAGCAGCCGCAGCCCGGGGCGUCGCCGCCCGCGGCCCCGCCGGCGUCCGGCCCCAAGGACGGCUCGGGGGAGACAGACGGGAUCGGCAACAGCGAGGGCAAGGAGCUGGUGGUUUCAGGCGAAAAUAAAAUAAAGCAGGGUCUGUUACCUAGCUUGGAAGAUUUGCUAUUCUAUACAAUCGCAGAAGGACAAGAGAAAAUACCUGUUCAUAAAUUUAUUACAGCACUCAAAUCUACAGGAUUGCGAACGGCUGAUCCCAGGUUGAAAGAGUGUAUGGAUAUGUUAAGAUUAACUCUUCAAACAACAUCAGAUGGUGUCAUGCUAGACAAAGAUCUUUUUAAAAAAUGUGUUCAAAGCAACAUUGUUUUGUUGACACAAGCCUUUAGAAGAAAGUUUGUCAUUCCUGACUUUAUGUCUUUUACUUCACACAUUGAUGAGUUAUAUGAGAGUGCUAAAAAGCAGUCUGGAGGAAAGGUUGCAGAUUAUAUUCCUCAGUUAGCCAAGUUCAGUCCUGAUUUGUGGGGUGUGUCCGUUUGUACAGUAGAUGGACAGAGGCAUUCUAUUGGGGAUACCAAAGUUCCAUUUUGCCUUCAAUCCUGUGUAAAACCUUUGAAAUAUGCCAUUGCUGUUAAUGAUCUUGGAACAGAAUAUGUGCAUCGAUAUGUUGGGAAAGAGCCAAGUGGAUUAAGGUUCAACAAACUGUUCUUAAAUGAAGAUGAUAAACCACACAAUCCUAUGGUAAAUGCUGGAGCAAUUGUUGUGACUUCAUUAAUAAAGCAAGGAGUGAAUAAUGCUGAAAAAUUUGACUAUGUAAUGCAAUUUUUGAAUAAGAUGGCUGGUAAUGAGUAUGUUGGAUUCAGUAAUGCAACGUUUCAGUCUGAAAGAGAAAGUGGAGAUCGAAAUUUUGCAAUAGGAUAUUACUUAAAAGAAAAAAAGUGUUUUCCAGAAGGUACAGACAUGGUUGGUAUAUUAGACUUCUAUUUCCAGCUAUGCUCCAUUGAAGUAACAUGUGAAUCAGCUAGUGUGAUGGCGGCAACACUGGCUAAUGGUGGCUUCUGCCCAAUUACUGGGGAAAGAGUACUGAGUCCUGAAGCAGUUCGAAAUACACUCAGUUUGAUGCAUUCCUGUGGCAUGUAUGAUUUCUCGGGGCAGUUUGCUUUCCAUGUUGGUCUUCCUGCAAAAUCUGGAGUUGCUGGGGGCAUUCUUUUAGUUGUCCCCAAUGUCAUGGGCAUGAUGUGCUGGUCUCCUCCCCUGGACAAGAUGGGCAACAGUGUUAAGGGAAUUCACUUCUGUCACGAUCUUGUUUCUCUGUGUAAUUUCCAUAACUAUGAUAAUUUGAGACACUUUGCAAAAAAACUUGAUCCUCGAAGAGAAGGUGGUGAUCAAAGGGUAAAGUCGGUGAUAAACCUUUUGUUUGCUGCGUAUACUGGAGAUGUAUCUGCACUUCGAAGAUUUGCUUUGUCAGCCAUGGACAUGGAACAGCGAGACUACGAUUCUAGAACAGCACUCCAUGUAGCUGCUGCAGAGGGUCAUGUUGAAGUUGUUAAAUUUUUGCUGGAAGCCUGCAAAGUAAAUCCUUUCCCCAAGGACAGGUGGAAUAACACUCCCAUGGAUGAAGCGCUGCACUUUGGACACCAUGAUGUAUUUAAAAUCCUGCAGGAAUACCAAGUCCAGUACACGCCUCAAGGAGAUUCCGACAACGGAAAGGAGAACCAAACCGUCCAUAAGAAUCUGGAUGGAUUGUUAUAAUGGUCUUAAGCCCAAGAUUUAAAUCACUUACCUAUUUAAUUGUGGAAAAUGAUUAUGAAGAACAUGUGUAUUUCUAUCUGGUAGUGAUGUAUAUUUUACAACAUUUGUCAUUUCAGUGUUACUGGAGUUUUCUUCAUUGUGCACACAGGACAAAUCUGAUCUCUUUGGGAAAAAAUAGAAAUAAAACAAUCUCCCUCCAUAAUGUGAGCAAUAUUUACCUCGCACAUUGUAUAAUUUGAUGUAAAAGAAACAGUUACCAAUGCUAGCUUAACUGUGUGGUCUUCGUGAUUUAUUUUUGUGUAUUGUGUGACUUUUCAAUUUAUGGUGAUGAUCUGCUGAUAUGCAUUUAUAAAUUAAACUCUGUUGUACAGUCUGUCCAAAUGGGUCAAGGCUGCCUUUAGAAGCAAAACUGUAUGAUUUUCAUGACUUCAACUAUGUAUUUAGUUUGAGUGUUUGAACAGUUAUAUGCACCUAUGGUUAUGUGUUUGAAAUAUCGCCUGUCACCCUAGGUUCAUGAUGUGACUCUUUAAAAAUUAUAAUAGUUAAUAACUAUUAGUAGGACAGACCAAUUCUGACUAGAUUUUAUCAGGGAAUCUGUUUAAGAUAUGUUUGGUGAUCAAAACAAUGUGUGAAUGUAGUUAAAAUAAUUUUUGAAAUAAUUUCCUUUUUCUAUAUCCCCUUAGACCAGCCUCUCUUCCCAGAUGUUUAGCUAUUUGCCUCUUUCCUUUAGCUGGGAAAGUGGGUGCUGGCAUACUAUGCAGUUUUCAUGUUUUCCACAAUAAAUCAGAAAACGCCUCAUGUACCUGGCAUCCGAGCUGUGACUAUGCCAUUUGUCUACAGGAGAUGAACCAGAGACAAAUUACUAAGCUAAGUACAAAUUAGUCAAAUUUAUCAGCCAAUAAAAGGAAGGGAUGUGCUACUUCAGCUCUUUAAGAAGAUAUUUUUCAGCUUUCAGGAUCAAGAUAAAUUCAGAAGUGCUCUAAGCUACCAAAGUUAUUAUGAAGGUAUGGGAACGGCUACAAAUAACAUUUGUUUUUAAACCUGUCAUUAAGAGUCUGCAUCAAGAUAUUUGUUCUAUUUGGGGGAUCACUAGAUCACUCCAGUUUUCUCCUGAUUUUCUACCAUAUAUUUUUUGUGGACUUUAGAGUUAAUAAUAAGAAAAGGCCAUUUCAUUUUAAAUCGAGACCCAUCGUUUGUCUUGCAGAGGAACUGCACACAUACGUUAUCCUGUCAUACUCAGAGGUAAAAGGGUAUGUUAAUAAGGACUUCUGAUAUUAAGCACACACACAGGCACACACACACACACACACACACACUCACAAAUGGACUUCUUUGAAGCUGUGUUUAAUGAAAUGUGCAGAACCCUCAACUACAUGAAUACUGGUUGUUUCAUUAAUAUAGCAAAUUCCUUUUUUUUUUUUUUUUUUUCCUUUUCUAUCAGCACACACUCUGCUUCCAAGCUUUAUCGUGCCUAAUGGCUCCUUUCCCACUCCAGCAGCCUCCAAGUGUUUUGAUUAUUGCUUCCAGUCUAAAUCAGUGACUUCAGCCAUUGCCCCCUUAUUAACCUAGAUGUGUUCUUUUGGUGGAACACGGCCGGUGUUCCUUAACUGAGCUGCAUCAGGCAUGAAGCCAUUCUCGUGUGUGUGCUUCUGUGGGGAGUAUGGUGGGUGGGUGUCCAGCCCUGCUGCUGUGUUCCUGCCUCAUGGAUCUACCAAGACAUGCAGACAGGUGGUAUAUGUAAAACGCUGCAGAGGAACGGCAUUAUUCCCAAAGAUAUUAUGGGGCAGACACUCUUUAAUAGAAAUCAACUGAAAUAACUGCUCCAACAGCAGCUUGCUCUGUGUGAUUUAAAUGAAACAUUAAGAUGGUUCAAUUACACAGCUUAAAGAUUACCAAUGAUUCUGAGGCUUUUCUCUAAUAAAAAGAGGUUCUAACUAUUAUUUGGGAACAAAGAGUUUUCAUCUUUUCUCAGAUUGUAACUAUUUUGUGAAAUCUUUGUGGUUUAGUUAAAUGUGCCCUUACUUACCCAUGAGGUUAUUUAUGACUGUACACUGGUUCCUGUUCUGGCUGUUCGCUGUUGGCUGGUGAUAAUAAUGAGUACAUUUGAUUUCAAUGCUUUUAACUGUGCUGUUAACUGCUGCCAUCAGUAUACUCCAAAGAUCUCUCUGUUUGGGCUUUAGGAUCAUACGUGCUUUUUCUGUACCACAGAGCUCUAUAUGGUGGUGUUUAUUUAAAGCUUUGUAUACACUGUUGUUUUUGCUGGUCUCAGUUCUAAUUAUCAUCUCAUCUUUGAGUGUAAUGUGCUGUACCCCACUGCUGCCCCACACUGCCCUUUAGCUGCAGAGCUGGAUUAGCUAUCAACCGUUUAAUGCUGUUACCUGCUUGGCAGGGAAUGAAUGACCUGAUGUUGGAUUUAGAUUCUUCCUGGGGAUUGUACAGCUAUGAAUGUAUUUGCUUCCAGAACCUCCCAAAGUGAAUCUAAUCUUAAAACUGUAAGUUGUAAGUAUUCUGAAAUUGGAAAAUAUUUAUUUUAAAUGAAAUUAGGUAGUGUUGCUUUUUACAGCUUAAUAAAUACAUGUAUCAAAAAGAAA